This is a messenger RNA of Arabis nemorensis, 1158 nucleotides long. NCBI's taxonomy places the organism in Eukaryota, Viridiplantae, Streptophyta, Magnoliopsida, Brassicales, Brassicaceae. The record is from the annotation of a GenBank genome assembly.
AUGUCUAUUGAUCGGCGUGAAGAGAUGACGGUGGACGGCGACGGAUCUGUCGGAGGUGGAGAUACUCCGUUACCGGAUUUUACUCCGGCGGAGACAGUAUCUCAAAGCCUGAGGCGAAUACCUAACAACGAGCAUAAACCGGAGAGUUACGAAGAUCUGGAACUGGAAUUUAGCCCCUGUUUAUUCAGUUCGCUGGAGAAGUACUUGCCUUUGAAUAUGCUUAGCUCGAAUAGAGACGAGAAAGUGAAAUUCAUGUCGAGUAUUCUUCUCAAGUAUCUUCCUCGUGGAGAGCGUUCAAGAGUUAGAAGGCACAAGGAAUAUAAGCAGAACAUAAUAUCCAAUUACCAGAGACUUAACAAGGAGUUGUAUACUCUUGAUCCAACGUUCUUUUUCCUUCCUUCGUUCCUGAAGGCGAUUGACGAAAACACGGAGGAAAGUUUCAGAAGCAUUAUAUCAGAACCGUUUCCUGGUGUUUAUGUCUUUAAAAUGCUUCAGCCCGAUUUCUGUGAGAUGAUGUUAUCAGAGGUAGAGAAUUUCGGUAAGUGGGUUAACGAGACAAAGUUACGGAUUAUAAGACCAAACACCAUGACUAAUUACGGUGCUGUGCUUGACGAUUUUGGUUUGGAUAGUAUGCUUGACCAACUCAUAGAGGGCUUUAUCCUUCCUCUUUCCAAAGGCAAGUCAAUAUAUGACUUCAAUGCAUUAGAGAGAUUUGUUACGCUGCUUGGGUUGUCUGAACAUCAUUCCUUAGAGAAAGCUAGAGUGAACAUACGGUUUAGUAUCAAAGUAACAUUGAAUGCUUGUUUGGGUAAAGAAUUUUUGGGAGGGGAAUUAUAUUUCCGAGGUACAAGAUGCGAGAAACAUGUGAAUACAGAUGCAAAGCCAGAGGAAACAUUUGAUUACUCUCAUAUACCGGGUCAAGCAAUACUUCACCGUGGCCGCCAUCGCCAUGGUGCCAGAGCCACAAUAUCUGGUCAUCGGGUCAAUAUGAUUCUUUGGUGCAGAAGCUCUAUUUUCAGAGAGAUGAAAACUUAUCAGAAGGGAUUCCCGAACUGGUGCGGUGAAUGCUCCCGAGAAAAGAAAGAAACGCAAAUGCAAACUCUUGCUGCCAAAAGAAAGGAAUUGAUUAGAAUAGAGAGCAAAGCCAGAGAUCAAUGA